Molecule: messenger RNA, 1073 nt
Organism: Hippocampus comes (tiger tail seahorse)
Lineage: Eukaryota; Metazoa; Chordata; Actinopteri; Syngnathiformes; Syngnathidae
Product: tumor suppressor 2, mitochondrial calcium regulator
Exons: 4
Coding region: 207-542 (111 amino acids)
Biological process (GO): regulation of mitochondrial membrane potential; inflammatory response
Cellular component (GO): mitochondrion
Source: RefSeq, a predicted model, not a curated record
AUGUUAAGGGUAAAUACAUGAGUGAGCCAUUAGGGGUGUGUUCUCGUAAUCCCAUCAAUGCAACCGCCCUAGCAACGAAUGCUUACCAUCAUGGAGAUUAAAAGGUGUAAAAGAAGAUCCUGCCUUCAUUAAGGAAUUGCUAGGCUGGCCCAGAACCAGAUUAGUGCUUCAUGUGAAGGACUAACGAUGCCUUAUGCGUGAGGAGAAUGGGAGGAAGCGGGUCCAAAGCCAAAGGCGCUUGGCCUUUCUCGGGCAGCGGGGCGGGAGGUGACUCUGUCGCUAAUGGCAACGAACAGUCCGUGGCCCGCCUCAAAAGUCCCAGAAACGCAACACCCUUUGUUUUUACUAGGAGGAGCUCACUGUACUACGACGAGGAUGGGGACCUUGCCCAUGAAUUCUACGAGGAGACGGUGGUGACAAAAAACGGUCGAAAAAAGUCCAAGUUGAAGAGGAUUCAAAAGAAUCUGAUUCCACAGGGGAUUGUGAAGCUGCAGCAUCCCUGUAUUCACGUGGACUUCCCCAUCGUCCUCUGUGAGGUGUAAUUAUUUUUUUUCAUAUGGACAACUGGCGCAAAUUAUUCCCCUUGAACUAAAAGCGGUCUGACCCGAAUGAGUCUGUGGGUUCAAACAUGAACGGCCAGCUGCAGAAAGAAAAACUCCAUUGCAAAGUGACAUAUCGGUGUUUUGUCAUUUACACACAGGUAGUACAGAUUUCUGUAACGUGUUCUCUGCCUAGAUGAUACAGUAUGUAAGCAGACUUUAAAGGGGACAUAUUAUGGAAAAUUGAUUUUUGAAUGGCCGGUAUACACAACGUUGAAGCGCUGGAGUACUUGUCUAAGCCAAAAGCUAAGACAAGGUUCUCUGUUAGCAGACUGCAAUUUGGCUUCUUCAUAAAGUUCUGCCUCCAGAAGUGAAAAUACAAAAUCUCAGUGGACACUGGCUUUAUUUUCAUUCACACUUACCUCGUCGCAACUCCUAUGCUCUGCCCCGGUCGUCAUCGUGCCGAAAGCCGUUCUCGGCACUGAUCCCACAGUCGAAGGGGCCUGGGGUGAGCAGUGGCUCGUUUGCAUUAGA